AUGGCAUCAAUUCUCUCGGGAGUACUCAGGAGGCUAGAGGGAAAGGUUGCACUGAUCACUGGAGGAGCAAGUGGCAUUGGCGAAUGCACAGCCAAAACCUUCAUCAAACAUGGAGCAAAAGUCGUGAUCGCCGACGUUCAAGAUGACCUAGGCCACGCAGUUUGUGAGGUCUUAGGGCCAUCAAAUUGUACCUAUGUUCAUUGUGAUGUCACAAACGAAAACCAUAUCCGAGAUGCAGUGGACAAAACAGUUGCAACUCAGGGGAAACUGGACAUCAUGUUCAACAAUGCUGGAAUAUCCGACAAUAGCAAGGCCCGGGUCAUUGACAACGAGAAGGCAGACUUUGAACGCGUCCUCAGCAUCAAUGUAACAGGCGUUUUCCUAGGCAUGAAACACGCAGCCAGGGUUAUGGUCCCGGCCAAAAGUGGUUGCAUAAUCUCAACCGCGAGCAUAAGCUCACAAGUUGGUGGCGCAGCGUCCCAUGCUUACUGCUGCUCAAAGCAUGCAGUUUUAGGCCUCACUAAAAACUUGGCAAUAGAGCUCGGACAGUUUGGCAUUAGGGUCAAUUGCUUAGCACCCUAUGCGCUUGCGACACCUUUGGCCAAGAAAUUUAUAGGGCUUAAUGAUGAUGAAGUACUCGAAAACGCCAUGAACUCAUUUGCAAACCUCAAGGGUGUGACCCUUAAAGCAGAGGAUGUUGCUAAUGCAGCCCUCUAUCUGGCUAGUGAUGAGGCAAGGUACAUCAGUGGACACAAUCUCUUCAUAGAUGGCGGUUUCAGUGUAUACAAUUCAGCAUUCCACAUGUUUCAGUAUCCAGAUGCUUGA
This is a messenger RNA of Ilex paraguariensis (yerba mate), 825 nucleotides long. The record is from the annotation of a GenBank genome assembly. Lineage: Eukaryota; Viridiplantae; Streptophyta; Magnoliopsida; Aquifoliales; Aquifoliaceae.